This is a messenger RNA of Stegodyphus dumicola, 4952 nucleotides long. It is a transcript of the gene anne, whose product is annotated as polyamine-transporting ATPase anne boleyn. Gene Ontology annotation, biological process: intracellular calcium ion homeostasis; polyamine transmembrane transport. NCBI's taxonomy places the organism in Eukaryota, Metazoa, Arthropoda, Arachnida, Araneae, Eresidae. Gene Ontology annotation, cellular component: late endosome membrane. Gene Ontology annotation, molecular function: ATPase-coupled monoatomic cation transmembrane transporter activity; P-type ion transporter activity; polyamine transmembrane transporter activity. The record is from RefSeq and is a predicted model, not a curated record.
CAGUUAAUAGUAUCAAUCGAGAAGUUUGUUGUUACAUAUUACAUACUUCGCGAUUUGUGGAGCGUUGGAUUUUCAUGCAUUCAGCCAGCCAUGCAGUAUUCUGACCGUUACAUGGUGAUGCUGGAUUAAAUGUUACAUCAGAAAAUCUGAAAAUGCCUUAUCUGCUCCUCACUAAAACAGGCGACAGGCCACAAGUAAUCACUAUAGAAGAGGGCACAGAUGAUCAAGUGGAAGUUUAUGGAUAUUCUGAAAGUCCAUGCAAGAAAUGCCUUUACAAUGUUGGUAUAUUCCUCAGCUGUGGUUUAUUAUUAUUGAUAUUCAGAUGGCGACCUGCAUGGAAGGUUAGAAUGACUUGCACGCCAUGCAGUGUGUCUACAGCCACUGUACUUAUUCUGAAAGAUCUCCAUGGUAGCUUGAAUGUAUUAAAAGUAAAAGUUGAGCCUGUUAAAGCAACACUACCUCCAGAGCUUGUAUAUUCCAGAUCACUUUCAUCUAUAAGUAAUCAUCAACAUGAUGCCAUGAACUUCAAUUAUUCUCCGGCCAGUUCUUAUCGCCAUUUCAUCCAUAACUGUGUAAAAUUUGUGUGGGAUAGUAAAAUUGCUUGUUUCAAAAGGCUAAGGGGUUAUGACCAGGGCUUGAUCUGCUCAGACUUUUAUGAAAAAUUCCAUGGCCUUCUAGCUAUAGAAGAAAAAGAAAGACGGGAAAUUUAUGGACCAAAUUGCAUUGAUGUAGAAGUCAAGUCAUAUUUUCGUCUGUUUUUUGAUGAGGUGCUAAAUCCCUUUUACAUCUUCCAAGUUCUCAGUGUAACUCUAUGGCUUUUGGACAAUUAUGUGUAUUAUGCUGCUUGCAUUCUAGUCAUUACUUUGAUCUCAAUUGCUGUAUCAUUAUAUGAAACCAAAAGACAACGUAUAGUUUUAAGAGAUAUGGUAGCUCAUUCUAAUGCUGUAGAAGUUACUGUUCGGAGGCAAGAUGGAGUAUUUGAAGAUAUACCAGCUGCUGACCUUGUACCUGGAGAUGUUAUAGUUAUACCAGAGCAUGGUUGCCUGAUGGCAUGUGAUGCUGUAUUAAUUGCUGGUAAUUGCAUUGUCAAUGAAAGCAUGUUGACAGGUGAAAGUAUACCUGAAACAAAAACACCUCUAACAAAACAUGAUGAUGAAAUUUAUACCCCUCUUGUUCACAAACGACAUACCCUUUUUUGUGGAACUCAAGUUAUCCAGACAAGGUAUUAUCAGAAUAACAAAGUUUUAGCUGUUGUUGUGAGAACUGGCUUUUCUACUGCCAAAGGAGAACUGGUGCGUUCUAUCCUCUUUCCCAAGCCUAUGGGAUUCAAGUUUUACAAAGAUGCUAUAAAAUUUGUUGGAUUGCUUGCUUUCAUAUCUGUGGCAGGAAUGGGCUAUUCUAUGUAUUGUUAUAUAAUCAGGGGUUCCUCGUGGUCUGAAAUGCUUAUUCGAGCUUUAGACAUCAUAACAAUUGUUGUUCCUCCAGCCUUACCUGCAGCCAUGACUAUAGGAACUGUGUAUGCUCAAAACAGACUAAAAAAGCAAGGAAUUUUUUGCAUUAGUCCCCCCAGAAUCAAUGUUGGAGGAAAACUAAAAUUGAUAUGCUUUGACAAGACUGGGACAUUGACAGAAGAAGGUUUGGAUUUAUGGGGUAUUAUUCCAUCUGUUGAAGGAAAAUUUAAGAAUCUAGAACAUGAUGCUAGUGCAUUGUCUAACUAUGAUGCCUUAAAAGUUGCUAUGGCCUCUUGCCAUUCUCUCACAGUGAUAGAAAAUGAACUGCGGGGUGAUCCUUUGGAUUUGAAGAUGUUUUUGGCUACGAAAUGGGAAAUGGAAGAACCAGGUGCUGAUACAACUAAAUUUGAUCUGUUGAAUCCUACUGUUGUGCGUCCACCUGCUGUUGAUUCUAGUAAAAGCUCUGGCAAUGGUUUGGAUGCUGGCGAUAUACUGCCUUUGAAUGAACCUGGCUUAGAGGAUGAUUCACUGAGUUUUCCUUUGUCACCAACAAAAGAAAGUUCACUACUUGAUGAGAUUCCAUAUGAGGUUGGCAUCAUUCGCCAGUUUCCAUUUUCUUCUGGACUACAGCGGAUGAGUGUGAUAUGUAGGACUCUAGGAUCAAAGCACAUGGAUUUAUAUUGCAAAGGUGCUCCUGAAAAAAUAUCAUCAUUGUGCCUUUCUGAAACAGUGCCUGAAACAUUUCCGGAGUUGUUGAAAGAUUAUGCUUUGCAAGGUUACAGAGUUAUAGCAUUGGCUUAUCGCAAAUUAGAUCCAAAGCUAAGUUGGCAUCAUGCUCAAAAAAUUAAACGUGAUCAAGUUGAGAAAGAUUUGACAUUCUUGGGGUUGUUAAUAAUGCAGAAUACAUUAAAGCCUGAAACUACACCUGUUAUAAAGGUUUUGCAAGAUGCAAAAAUAAGAUGUGUUAUGGUCACAGGAGAUAAUAUAAUGACAGCAAUGAGUGUAGCCCGAGAUUGCAAUAUGAUCCCAGGAACAGACAAAAUAAUGAUUAUCAAGGGCACUCCUAGUGAUUACGAGAAACCAGCUCAUUUAUAUUUUGAGUAUGCUGAAACUCCAUGUAUGCGAAAUUCAGAUUCUACUAUUUCGGAAGCAGUUUCAGUUGGAAGUUGCAGUCCCAUGCUGGACAAAGUUGUUAAUUCCAAGAAUCAUUACCACUUUGUUUUGGAUGGGAAAGCUUUUGCUGUUAUGAGAACUUACUUUCCUGAAGUAUUUCCAAAAGUUUUGCUUCGAGGAACAGUAUUUGCAAGAAUGGCUCCUGAUCAGAAAACUCAGCUUGUAGAAGCUCUACAAGAAAUAAAUUACGUAGUUGGAAUGUGUGGAGAUGGUGCAAACGAUUGUGGGGCCUUAAAAGCUGCUGAUGUUGGGAUUUCACUUUCUGAAGCAGAAGCAUCCGUUGCUGCUCCAUUCACUUCCCACAUUCCAAAUAUCAGAUGUGUUCCAAUUGUAAUCAGGGAAGGACGCUGUGCACUAGUGACAUCAUUUUCUACAUUUAAAUUUAUUGCAUUGUACAGUUUAACACAAUUCAUCUCUGUUCUUAUAUUAUAUACUGUUGAUACAAAUUUAACUGAUCAAAUGUUUCUGUAUAUUGAUUUGGGAGUUAUUACCAUUCUGGCUGUUGUGAUGGGCUAUACAAAAGCAUAUGAAAAACUGGUACCUCAGCGUCCUCGCAGUAGUCUUAUUAGUGUUCCCAAUGUUGUGUCUCUGGUGGCGCAAGUGUUAUUUAUUUCUUUAAUUCAAAUAGGAUGUCUAAUAUUUCUACAAAUUCAAAAGUGGUAUGAACCAGUACAUACGGAGGAGGCAAUAUUUCCUUGUUGGGAAAACACAACAAUAUUCUUAGUCUCAUGCUUUCAGUAUAUCAUCAUAGCUCUUAUAGUUUCAGAUGGUCCUCCAUAUCGAAAACAUUUUUUCACCAAUUAUUUAUAUCUUUGGUCAUUAGCAAUUUUAACAGCAUUUACAACAUUAUUAUAUUUUAAUCCAUUUGAGCUUCUGGCGUCUGUUAUGGGUCUGGUGAAAUGGCAGCCUAAUCAACAUUUUAUGUUUAGAGUUACUUUACUUAUGAUUGUUGGGUGCAACCUAUUUCUUGCUCUAGCAUUUGAGAUGUUGGUUUCAAAAAGUCGCUGGUUACGAUGGUUGGUGCGUUUCAUUAAGAACAAGAAGGAACCUAAAAAUGAAUUCAAGAGAAUUGAAAAGGCUAUAUCAGAAGAUUAUUUAUGGCCUCCCACAGACAAACCUAUUUAUGCAUCUGGUCCAAUAUUGAUAGGCCACUGACAAUUACUAAGUCAUAGUGCCUUUAGCUUUUCAAUUCAUCUUACAUUAACGUUUUUACCAAAACAUACAAAGAAACAAAUUUUGUGCAUCAUAUUUUCAUACACUCUAUUGUCCAUAUUUGGAUCUCUGAAGUUCUGUUUGUAUUAUAGUUGAUACGGUUAGUGGUGAUUGUUUUAUAUUGGCGCUUUACUUAAGUAUUACUCUAAUUAGAAUAUGUUGAUUUUGUUAGUAAUUAUAAAAUGAGGUUUUUAAAUUGUGAAUUAUUACUUUCAUUUACAUUGAAUGUAACAGCAAUAAUUUUUUUCAUCUGUGUUCUCAAAUUUUGUAUUCUAUUAAAUCAUAAAAAUGGUAUUUUUAUAAAAUGAGAAAAUUUCAGCUUAAUUUGGUAUUGCAUUUCUUCUGUAUCACUGUGCAUAUGUUUUUGUAUAUUUAAGAUGCCAGCAUCAAAUUUUUUAACUGCUAGAGGAAAGGUUGAAAUGUUUAGCAGUCACCAAUAUAAGAACCAUAACCCUAUUCUGUAGUAAAGUUAAUGGGACCGAAGUUGUAAUUGUUUUCUUCAUUGCAUGUUUUAAACUAUUUGUACAUAGUUUUUAUGGAAUUGCUUUAGUUUUAUUUGCAGCACAUAUUUAUAUUAUUUCCUAAUGUGAUAUUGGUAUGAAUGAAAUUGUUUUGUCUUUUAGUGGUUUUAUAACACAAAAUUCUACUAAUUCACAAAUUUCUUUUAAAGUCCUUUUUUUAAUUUGAAUUUCUUGCCAAAGAAAAGUUUGUUAGAAAUUUAAAUAUGUGAUUUUUUAGCUGUUUAAUUGGAAAAUAAAUAGCCCCUUCUGAAAAGGGAAACAUAAUCACUUAUUGUUAAUAUGUUAUGAACCUGUAAAUGUUUGUUGCAAAAGCCAGGUUCAUUGUUUAAUCCAAUUAUUUAUUUCUCAUCCUUAGUAUUGUCUUGUUUGUUUCAAAAUGUAAUUUCUGGAAAAACAAUUUGCACCAAACUUUAGUCAUGGACGGUGAAAUGGCUGUUCCAUGUCAUUGAACUUAAAUUUGUGUUGUAAAUGUGAGAUAAGUAUUGUUAGAAGAAGAAAACAUAUUUGUAAAAUAUACAACAGACCUAGAUGAGUCUAAUAGAUUUUGUUGUGGGGCUGCUGUGUUUUGUAAAUAAAAUUAAAUAGAAAAAAUGGC